ACAGGCUUUAUAACAGUCUAGUUUGAGAAGAGGAACAACAGCUGUCUUUAGAGAGCCUUCAAAUAAAACCAUGGAACGGAACGGUGUACUUUUGUGGAUUUUUGGUUUUGCAAUAGUUGUCUGUGGGAAUCAAGAGACUUUACAACAACCUCCCAUUAGUGCUAAACUCCCGUCAUUAAUAAACAUGAACAACGAUUUUGCUUUUCACCUGUACAAAAGGGUUAUUGAAUCGCCUGACUAUCAGUCUAAAAACAUCUUCUUCUCUCCGUUCAGUGUGUCUAUUGCCCUUUCUGAGCUUUCUUUAGGAGCCGGUGGAGACACCAAACAGCAGCUUCUCAGUGGCAUUGGCUACAACAGCACAACCUUCAGCACUGAGGAAAUGCACCAGCUGUUUCACAGUCUCCUGGAAGACAUCGGCAAUAGGACAGGAGUGGACAUCGAUGUCGGCACUGCUCUUUAUGCAAGUGACCGAUUUAAGCCUCAUUCCAAGUUUCUGGAGGACAUGAAGGAGUUUUACCACUCUGAUGGCUUCACUGUAGAUUUCAGGGUCAAAGAAACAGUCGAUCAAAUUAAUAAUUAUGCAAAGAAAAAAACACAAGGAAAAUUCAAUCAAGCUGUUGAUGAUCUGGAAGAGGAUACUUUGAUGUUUCUUCUCACAUAUAUAUAUUUUAAAGGAAAAUGGGACAAGCCUUUUAAGCCAGAAAAAACCCGUGAGAGUACAUUUCAUAUAGAUGAUAAGACCACCGUUCCAGUGCAAAUGAUGCAUCAGUAUGAACGUCUCAAAGUCUUUUAUGAUGCUGAAUUGUCCACUAAAGUCCUCUGUCUUGACUACAAGGAUUCCUUUUCCAUGUUUCUGGCUGUCCCAGAUGAUAAAAUGGAGCACAAAAACAUCAAAGAUCUAGAGAUGACAGUCUCUAGACAGCACUUUGAAAAGUGGAGGAGAAGUGCCUUUAAAAAAACAGUUGACAUCUACGUCCCCAAGCUUUCUCUGAAAACAUCAUACUCCUUGAAGGAUAUUUUGAAGGGAAUGGGAAUGGCUGAUAUGUUUUCAGAUAAAGCCAACUUUACAGGAGUUUCAGAGGAAAAGAUCUUCGUUUCAAAGGUUUUGCAUAAAGCCACUCUGGAUAUCGAUGAGCAAGGAACCACCGCAGCAGCAGUGACAGGAGUUUCAAUGAGAGUAAGGUUACACAACCCAUUGAGUAUUUUGAAAUUUAAUCGCCCAUUCAUGGUCUUUAUCACGGAUCAAACAAAUGACAACAUCCUUUUCUUUGGGAAAGUCGUCAACCCAAAUGAAAAACUGUGAUGUGGCCCACAACAUGUUAAAACAAUGUUAGCCAGUAGGUGGAAACCAUUUAACAACUGCAGUGCCAUAGAUUGCAGAUUUUGUAGAGUUCCGUUUUUAUUGUUUUAACACAUCUGGAGCAGCUUAUUUACUGUAGGUGAUGGUUGGAAAAAAAUAAACUGCAAGAAAUUGAUUUGAUUCCUUUUAUACACCACACAUUUAGUGUUUCAAGGUGCUGUAUGUAAGUUUUUGAUUUUUCUAAAGCAUAAAAAACACCAUAAUAUGUUUGCAGAUAUUUAAAAAAACAUGCCAAGUGAACAUUCUUGUUUAUCUGAAAAACAAUGCUGAAGUCAGAUUUUCUGCUUUGACAAUGUCCAUUACAUGCCGGAACAGCU
Danio rerio (zebrafish) is the source of this 1677-nucleotide messenger RNA. Lineage: Eukaryota; Metazoa; Chordata; Actinopteri; Cypriniformes; Danionidae. The record is from RefSeq and is a predicted model, not a curated record.